Molossus molossus (Pallas's mastiff bat) is the source of this 2427-nucleotide messenger RNA. RefSeq names its product glutamate decarboxylase like 1 (gene GADL1). Gene Ontology annotation, biological process: carboxylic acid metabolic process. Bases 45 to 1610 code for a protein of 521 amino acids. NCBI's taxonomy places the organism in Eukaryota, Metazoa, Chordata, Mammalia, Chiroptera, Molossidae. Gene Ontology annotation, molecular function: pyridoxal phosphate binding; carboxy-lyase activity. The transcript is spliced from 15 exons. Gene Ontology annotation, cellular component: cytoplasm. The record is from RefSeq and is a predicted model, not a curated record.
CAGGAGCCUGGCCGCCUGGGGCAGCCCGGAGUCGAGGAGCCGCGAUGAGCAGCGAGCGGGACCCCCAGUGCCCGGCGGACGGAGAUAUUGGUCAACAAGAGAUGGUUCCAACUAAGAAGAGCACUGUUCUCGUGGAUGGGGUGAUACUGAAUGGUCCCACAACAGAUGCAAAAGCAGGGGAAAAAUUUGUUGAAGAGGCCUGUAGGCUAAUAAUGGAAGAGGUGGUUCUGAAGGCUACAGAUGUCAAUGAGAAGGUCUGUGAAUGGCAGCCCCCCGAACAGCUGAAACAGCUUCUCGAUUUGGAGAUGAGGGACACAGGAGAGCCACCCCACAGGCUCUUGGAACUCUGCCGGGAUGUCAUACGCUACAGUGUCAAAACUAAUCAUCGAAGAUUUUUCAACCAGUUGUAUGCUGGACUUGAUUAUUACUCCUUAGUGGCCCGAUUUAUGACAGAAGCAUUAAAUCCAAGUGUUUAUACAUAUGAGGUGUCCCCAGUGUUUCUGUUAGUGGAAGAAGCGGUUCUGAAGAAAAUGAUUGAAUUUAUUGGCUGGAAAGAAGGGGAUGGAAUAUUUAACCCAGGUGGUUCAGUGUCCAAUAUGUAUGCCAUGAAUUUAGCUAGAUACAAAUAUUGUCCUGAUAUUAAAGAAAAGGGGCUGUCUGGGUUGCCAAGAUUAAUCCUUUUCACAUCUGCAGAGUGUCACUACUCCAUGAAGAAGGCAGCCUCCUUUCUUGGGAUUGGUACAGAGAAUAUUUGCUUUGUGGAGACAGAUGGAAGAGGUAAAAUGAUACCUGAGGAACUGGAGAAGCAAAUCUCGCAAGCCAGGAAAGAGGGAACAGCACCGUUUCUCGUCUGUGCUACUUCAGGCACGACUGUGUUGGGCGCGUUUGAUCCCCUGGAUGAAAUAGCGGAUGUCUGCGAGAGGCACGGCCUCUGGCUUCACGUGGAUGCUUCUUGGGGAGGCUCGGCUUUGAUGUCACGGAGGCACCGCAGGCUUCUGCAAGGCAUCCACAGAGCUGAUUCUGUGGCCUGGAACCCCCACAAGAUGCUGAUGGCGGGGAUUCAGUGCUGCGCUCUGCUCGUGAAAGACAGAUCUGAUCUUCUUAGGAAAUGCUUCUCUGCCAAAGCAUCUUACCUCUUCCAGCAGGAUAAAUUCUAUGAUGUCAGCUACGACACAGGAGACAAGUCUAUCCAGUGUAGCAGGAGACCAGAUGCGUUCAAGUUCUGGAUGAGUUGGAAGGCCCUGGGCACAUCAGGCCUUGAAGAAAGAGUUAAUCGUGCUCUUGCUUUAUCUAGGUACCUUGUAGAAGAAAUCAAGAAAAGAGAAGGAUUCAAAUUACUGAUGGAACCUGAAUAUGCCAAUAUUUGCUUUUGGUACAUUCCACCGAGCCUUAGGGAGAUGGAAGAAGGACCUGAGUUCUGGGCAAAACUUAAUUUGGUGGCCCCAGCCAUUAAGGAGAGGAUGAUGAAGAAGGGAAGCCUGAUGCUGGGCUAUCAGCCCCACCGGGGGAAGGUCAACUUCUUCCGCCAGGUGGUGAUCAGCCCUCAAGUGAGCCGGGAAGACAUGGACUUCCUCCUGGACGAGAUAGACCUACUGGGUAGAGACAUGUAGCUGUGGCUUUUGGUCCCCCAGGGGCACAGGUUCUGCGCUGGGAAAGGUUACAGAUCCAGGGCGUCUGGGGACACAAAGGCAAUUACAACCUUCUGAUGAGAAAUAGAAAACACGCCCCAUCCAGGCCCAGCCAAACCAAGAUGCUGAACGAAUAGUGUUAAUGACUCUAGCUGCCUGGGCACCACUGUUUCUAUAAAAGAGGAAGUGAACACGGAUUUUCUCAAGGAUGGUCACCAGGACAAGGAGUUGUAGAGAGUUUAGUUAGUACCAUGUGGUGCCUGGAAUCUAAGCUUUCACUGCUCUUUAAAGAACAUACAAAUUAAUAGUUUAAAGCAGAGGUUCUCAAAGUGAGGCCCCUAGACUAGCAGCAUGAGCAUCACCUGAGAACUUGUUUAAAAUGUGGAUUCUUAGCCCCGCCUCAUACCUACUGAAUCAGAAACUCUGGCAGUGGGGCCCAGUCUUCUUGCUGCAUUUUAAGGAACCUGCUGCGUGACUCUGAGACAAGGUAAGAUCUGGGAGCCAGCGGUUCGGUGAAACUGUAACGACUGACUAGUCACUCUGAUGUUUUGCCAGCAAAGGGGUAGCUAAUAUUUCAGUGGUCCCUGAGCCAGUCUGAAAACACAGCCUGUGGCAGUGGUAGCGCAAAUGUUUAGGUGCAUCAGAAGUACAUCAAAGCUAUUUUUUGAAAGAGAAGCUAUCUAAGAUAUUAACUUUAUAAAGAUGUAUCUUUUACGCAGACUGAAUGUUUAUUCUCAAACGUUGAAAUUCACCAUUAUCUAUACUAGAUUAUUUAGAGAUAAGAAUACAAGACAAACAC